Messenger RNA from Rotaria sordida, 1941 nucleotides. The record is from the annotation of a GenBank genome assembly. Lineage: Eukaryota; Metazoa; Rotifera; Eurotatoria; Philodinida; Philodinidae.
AUGGCGAUAAGAAAUUCAAAUUUCUUUUUAUUAAUUCUAUUAUUAUCAUCAUCAAUCAAUGCAUUUAAUCUACCAGGAUUGGCACCUAAUGAAUACUGUCGAUUUCCAUUGCCAGGAUUAAAAUGCAAAACUCAACUUGAAGUAUAUGUCAAUCGUCUCAAUUCACUUGAAUCUGUAUUAUCAUAUGAAUAUUCUUAUUUUCCUUUCUGUACUGUUAAUGAUGAACCAUCACCAAUUAAAAAUCUUGGUCAAGUUCUUAUUGGUGAACGAAUUCAACCAUCACCAUAUAAAUUUUAUUUUCUUAAAAAUUAUAACUGUCGUUAUGUGUGUACAAAGAAAUUUACAUCAACUGAUUCUAAUCAACAAGAAAUGCUUAAACGUUUAAUGAAAGGAAUAAUUUUAAAUUAUCAACAAUACUGGAUACUUGAUAAUAUGCCUAUUACAUUAUGUUAUAAAAAUACUGAAAAUCUAGAAUUUUGUUCUCGUAAUUUUCCAAUUGGCUGUUAUGUAAGUAAAAGUGGUCAAACAAAAAAAUCGUGUAAUAUUCGUGAUGGAAAAAAUGAUACAUUUUAUAUAUUUAAUCAUUUGGAUUUUGAAAUAACUUAUCAUAAUGAACUAGGUGAAACAUGGAGAAGUACAUUUGGCGAAGAUAGUAGUCGAAUUAUUUCAGCGAAAAUACAAGUCAAUAGUCUCAAUUCAAAUAGAUGUGAUCGUACUACUGGACCAGUUAUGUUUCAAUCGACAAGUAAAGAUAUUGAAAUUCCAUUUACAUACAGUGUAAAAUUUAUAAAAAAUAAUGAAAUACGUUGGGCUAGUCGAUGGGAUUAUAUACUUAAAUCAUUACCACAAACACGUAUUCAAUGGUUUUCAAUUUUAAAUUCGCUUGUGAUUGUCUUAUUUCUUUCGGGUAUGAUUGCUACCAUUCUUUUACGUACAUUAUGUAAAGAUAAUUCGCGUUAUAGUCGAAUAGUUGGUACUGGUAGUGCAAAAGAACAAUUUGGAUGGAAACUAAUUGAUGGUGAUGUAUUUCGUCCACCACAAAAAGGUAUACUUUUGUCGACUCUUGUUGGUAAUGGUGUUCAAAUUGCAAUGACAUUUUUAAUCACAUUAGUCUUCGCUGCACUUGAUUUUCUCUCACCAGACAAACCUGGUGCUUUACUGACUUGUCUUAUCCUAUGUUAUGUUCUUUUGGGCAUUCCAGCUGGUUAUACUUCAGCUCGUUUAUAUAAAAUGUUUGGCGGUACAAAUUGGAAGAAAAUUGCUCUAACAACAGCUAUUACAUGUCCAAGCUUAAUUUUUGUCAUUUUGUUUGUUUUAAAUCUUGUUCUUUGGCUAAAUGUUAGUUCAGCAACUAUUCCAUGUACUACAUUUUUAGCAUUACUUGCUCUUUGGCUCUGCAUAUCAACACCAUUAAUAUUCAUUGGAGCUUAUCUUGGUUUCAAACGUUCAGUUUAUAAAAAUCCUGUUCCAAUUAAUCAAGUUCGACGACAAGUACCUGAACAGCCUUUUUACACUAAACCAUUAUUAAGUAUCUUAGCGAAUGGUAUUUUUUCAUUUGGUUGUAUUAUGAUUCAACUGUUUUUCAUCUUAAACAGUAUUUGGGUUCAUCAAUAUUAUCAUUAUUUUGGAUUUUUACUUGUCGUAUAUAUAAUUCUUAUAAUUACAUGUUCGGAAACAACAAUUUUUCUUUGCUAUUUUCAUUUAUGUACUGAGGAUUAUAAUUGGUGGUGGCGUUCAUUUUUAACAUCGGAAAUAUCUGAUGGAGUAUCAACAUUUCUUUAUUUUGGUUAUACAUUAAUGCUAACAUUUAUUUUAUUUUUAUUUACCGGUGCAAUCGGUUUUCUUGCUUGUUUCUGGUUUGUUCGUAUAAUCUAUUCAGUUAUCAAAUUGGAUUACAUGAAGCAAGCAUCGAUCAAUGAUAUAUCUAAUUAUUUUAAAUGA